GUCGUGUAUAAAUAGUCGCAGGGCGUCGGGGGAACACCACUCAAACCCGAAUAGCAGGACGGGACAUAGACAGAGAGGAUGCCCGCGUCACAAACUGGAUUUGGAAACUUCUUCUUGGAGCGGAACAUCAACAUGCCCACCGGAUACCAGAUCCCUGUGCUGGGGAACCUGACCAGUGUGCAGCAGCAGCAGCAGGUUCAUCAGCUGGCAGCCAUGGCAGCUGGAGUUCCUUUAACGUACCCGGGACUACAGGGAUAUAACUUCAUCCCGUUUCCGAACCACAGACACAUGGCACAAAUGACGAGCGGCUUCGACAUGAAGUCAGCAUCUCCCUAUCAUCACGCGCUCCUGGCCCGCGGCGGACCCUUCUACGCACCGUACCGUCAAGGAGCAGCCGAGGAUCCCAGCAGAGUCACCAAGGUCGCCACCCGGGAGAGCACGGGGGCGCUAAAAGCCUGGCUGAACGAGCACCUGAAGAACCCGUACCCCACCAAGGGCGAGAAGAUCAUGCUCGCCAUCAUCACCAAAAUGAGCCUCACCCAGGUCUCCACUUGGUUCGCCAACGCAAGGCGACGUCUGAAGAAGGAGAACAGGGUGAGCUGGGCGUCCAAGGGGAAAUCAGAUGAGGAGGACGAGGAGCACGAGGAGGAAGAGAGCGACGACGAAGACACGUCGUUAGAGAAAUGUCACGUGGAUGAAGCCGAAGCUGAGUCCGAGCGCAAAGACUCCGAGGAGCGCUCUGCGCACAGUGCCCUGGAAGACACCGCACCUGUGGACGCGCGUCUGGAGAUGCCGCAGCAGCAGCAGCACCACCCACAGGAGGACGAAGAGGUAGCACUUAAGAAAGCAGAAAACAGUGACUCUGAUCAAACUUCAUCGAAUUUGGAGAGUAAAGGCAACAUUUCCAACCCCAAACCCAAAAUCUGGUCAUUGGCAGAGACUGCCACAUCAGACACUCCAGUGAAAAAACACCAUAUGGACAUUAUGUAUCAUCCAGCUGGAAAACUUUGGGCUGAUUGGACCAGAAAUGGACUCUUUGUCCCGUCGUGUUACACCACACGAGAAAUGGUCUAAAUGUUGACAUUCUUUACGAAAAAUCUACGGACAGUUCCUUUUCCUUUGCACUUUAACCUUUCAGGCCUCAGGGAUUUCCUGAAGUUUGUGCACAAAGUAGAAACAAAAAUGUUGGAGACCAAAGAAUAACACGUGUUAUUGUAAAUAAGUGUAGAUGUAUUUUUCCACCAUUGACGUGUAAAUUAUGUUCGAUGUCUGAACAGAAAGAAAUAUUUUUCUUAAAUAAAAUCAAUCUUUUAAUAAUUGUGCAGUUAUCCAGGUUUUUCUGUCAAACAAACACUCAACAAUAAACACAGUCUGCAACUUACAACACUAAAGGGGCUGAUCAAAAUCAUAUACUAAUAAUUUCCUAAAUAAGUCUUCAAAAAUAAAAGUUUCUCAAAAAUGACAAAUGCACUAAUUUGCACUAAUUGAGCUGAAAAUAUUUAUCUUAUUUUUAUGAAAAACAUGCAAAAAAAUACAAUUUUCUAUUCAACAUCUGACCAAAAAUUAGAGUUUUUGUGAAAAAGCCUUAAAAUCCAUCCGUCCUCCCAUUUUCAUCCACUUAUCCGUUUCCGGGUUGCGGGGGAAGCAGUCGCCAACCAAAUCACACUGCAACGUACCAACCCCCCUAUUUUUGU
Messenger RNA from Cynoglossus semilaevis (tongue sole), 1694 nucleotides. It is a transcript of the gene irx7, whose product is annotated as iroquois homeobox 7. The transcript is spliced from 2 exons. The coding region runs from base 79 to 1074 and encodes 331 amino acids. Gene Ontology annotation, cellular component: nucleus. NCBI's taxonomy places the organism in Eukaryota, Metazoa, Chordata, Actinopteri, Pleuronectiformes, Cynoglossidae. Gene Ontology annotation, biological process: cell development; neuron differentiation; regulation of transcription by RNA polymerase II. The record is from RefSeq and is a predicted model, not a curated record. Gene Ontology annotation, molecular function: RNA polymerase II cis-regulatory region sequence-specific DNA binding; DNA-binding transcription factor activity, RNA polymerase II-specific.